Molecule: messenger RNA, 502 nt
Organism: Pomacea canaliculata
Lineage: Eukaryota; Metazoa; Mollusca; Gastropoda; Architaenioglossa; Ampullariidae
Product: PHD finger-like domain-containing protein 5A
Exons: 4
Coding region: 71-403 (110 amino acids)
Biological process (GO): mRNA splicing, via spliceosome
Cellular component (GO): precatalytic spliceosome; U2 snRNP; U12-type spliceosomal complex
Source: RefSeq, a predicted model, not a curated record
UUGUUUAAUAUUAGUCUAAGUUUUCUUUUUAAUUACUGUAUAGAUUCCAGCUUUUUAAAACUCUCUCAAAAUGGCGAAGCAUCAUCCCGAUUUGAUCUUUUGCAGGAAACAGCCAGGUGUCGCCAUUGGCCGCCUUUGUGAAAAAUGUGAUGGCAAAUGUGUCAUUUGUGACUCCUACGUUCGACCCUGUACCCUAGUGCGCAUAUGUGAUGAAUGCAAUUAUGGAUCUUACCAAGGCCGAUGUGUCAUAUGUGGUGGCCCAGGUGUUUCAGAUGCAUACUACUGCAAAGAGUGCACAAUAAUGGAGAAAGAUAGAGAUGGCUGCCCAAAAAUUGUGAACCUUGGAAGUGCUAAAACAGAUCUUUUCUAUGAAAGAAAGAAGUACGGCUUCAAGAAGAGAUGACCAGUUAUACUUUAUUCCACCUUUUUUGUUUUUCUUUUUUCAGAAAAUUGUGGAUGUCUUUUUGUCAUAUAUGUUUGCCCAUAAAAGUUACUAAAUUUU